AUGACGUUUUGCACGAGGCUGCCGCUGCUGCUUGCAUGUGGCGCCUUUAUGGCCCAGGCACAGUCCCAGACGCUGAUGUUGUCUGCAUGCUCCCGACUCGGCAAUGAACAAUGGUGUCUCGAUCAGAAUGGCUCAAGUGUUCUCUGGACUUCAUACGCGUCGUCGACAGCUGCGUCCACGGCGCCUGCUACCGCUGCCGUUUCAACCACUGCUGCACCGACGACGACACAUUCAAGCUCGUCGAUAACAGCAGUCUCCGGCUGUCAUAUGCACGGCAGUGUCUGGAACUGCAUGGCUGGCACCUCCGAAUUCCACGUCAUGCAAUCGGCAACUGCCACUGAGGAGCUUUCCGCCCAGUACACUGGGUGCCAUUCGCAUGGCUCGACAAUGUAUUGUCUCGACGCUGCGGGAAAGGAAUACGAACUGGUCGCAGAAGGCGCCGAAGCCUCCGGGACCGAAGAAAGCCACGACCAUGACCACGACCAUGACCACGAGAGCGAGUCGACCGAAAGCUCGAGCUCGGGCAAGAACUGCCACUUCCACGCCGGGGUAGAGCACUGCGUGGGAGAAGGGGAGUCAGAGAGCGGCGGCACCCGAUCUUGCGAGCGCACCGAUAGAGAGUACAACGUCCCGCUCAGAAUCGGCCUCCUGUUUGUGAUAUUCGCCACCAGCGCCAUUGCCGUCUUCGCUCCCAUUUUAAUGGGAUCGUACCUCCAGAAUAACGCUGUCAACUUUUGCUUAAUGAUACUCAAACAGUUCGGCACCGGCGUCAUGCUCCUGACCCACGCCACCCUGAUGCUCACAAACGAAUGCAUCAAAUGGCCAGCCGAGUACGAAGGCACCCCCGCCGCCAUCAUGAUGGCCGGCAUCUUCCUCGCCUUCCUCACCGAAUACCUAGGCGCCCGCUUCCUCCACUGGAGAAACCACAGAAACCCCUCCCCAGCAGGCCUCGAAAGCGGCAACGGCAGCGGCAGCGGCGCCAGCGACGGAAAAGCCGCCUCCGCCUCCCCCCCGAACGCCCUCACCACCAUCGCCGGCUGCGGCAACGCCCUCGGCGGGGCGGCCGCCGGGCACCCAGGCCAAGAGAAACUCGCCGUCGCCGUCAUGGAAGCGGGCAUCAUCUUCCACUCCCUGCUCAUCGGCCUCACCCUCGUCGUCGCCGCCGACUCCUUCUUCCCCACCCUCUUCGCCGUCAUCCUCUUCCACCAAUGCUUCGAAGGCAUCGCGCUGGGCUCGCGCAUCGCCGAACUACCAUCCACCAGCACCACCACCACCUCCACAACCAGUUCCACAACCAAAUACACAAUGGCCACCCUCUUCGCCCUCACCACCCCGCUCGGCAUGGCCAUCGGCAUCGGCUGCCUGGGGCGGUUCAACGGCAACGACCCGGCGACGCUGGUGGCCAUCGGGACGCUGGACGCGGUGUCGGCGGGGAUACUGGCGUGGGUGGGGCUGGUGGAGAUGUGGGCGGGGGAUUGGAUGCAUGGGGGGGUGAUGGCGGGGGAGGGCGCUGGGAAGACGGUGGUGGGGUUGGGGGCGUUGGGGGCGGGGAUGGUGGGGAUGGGGGUGUUGGGGAAGUGGGCGUGA
Diplodia corticola is the source of this 1587-nucleotide messenger RNA. RefSeq names its product zinc iron transporter protein. NCBI's taxonomy places the organism in Eukaryota, Fungi, Ascomycota, Dothideomycetes, Botryosphaeriales, Botryosphaeriaceae. Gene Ontology annotation, cellular component: plasma membrane. The coding region runs from base 1 to 1587 and encodes 528 amino acids. The record is from RefSeq and is a predicted model, not a curated record. Gene Ontology annotation, molecular function: zinc ion transmembrane transporter activity. The transcript has 8 exons. Gene Ontology annotation, biological process: zinc ion transmembrane transport.